Periophthalmus magnuspinnatus is the source of this 885-nucleotide messenger RNA. It is a transcript of the gene lnp1, whose product is annotated as leukemia NUP98 fusion partner 1. NCBI's taxonomy places the organism in Eukaryota, Metazoa, Chordata, Actinopteri, Gobiiformes, Gobiidae. The transcript is spliced from 4 exons. The record is from RefSeq and is a predicted model, not a curated record. The coding region runs from base 110 to 730 and encodes 206 amino acids.
ACCAACAGACAGAAGCUUAGUAGGUCAACCCUUCCCUCUCACUCUGCUAGGCAGCAAAAGGCAAGGCUUUUUUAUCACUUGUUACCAGGAGUUUGAGGUUGCCGCUGCAAUGUCUCUGAGGCUGCUUCCCGCUAUCACCAUGGAUAAUGACGAAGAUGAUGAUGGAAAUUUCACCAAAUGGAUGAGUAGUUACUGGGGUCAUGGAACAGAAAGUGGUCAUUCCAGAGACCGAAAGAGGAGCUUCAGACGACCAGCAAGAUCACAAAUAGACAGACGUGGGUCACUACCCACUGUGUCACAGUUAGACGCUAUGAAGCUGAACAAGCUCCAUGCAGCGACGAUGGCCCCUAGUCCCAGUCACCUGAAAACCCGAGAGGAGUGGUUAGAAGUACGGCCUCACUCCAGGACUCGUCGCACCUCCUCUGACGAUGGCCGACCCAAAACCACCAUCCCGGAAGCACGUAUUAGCACCAUCCCUGAAAUCACAGGGUCCCUGGAAAAGAGGCUUCGGACCAUCUCUCUGAAUGAGGACAACAGGUUGUGCCUGAUCUGUUAUGAAGACAUGCGAAAGAAUGGAGCAGGCACCCAGGAGCUGCACUGCACACACCGCUUCCACAAAGAGUGCAUGGAGCAGUGGUUGUGGAGGAAGCAGACGUGUCCCACCUGUCGCGUGUGUGUGUCUAUGGCCAAACCUCUGUACUGGACCUCCUCUCGCACCUUCGUCCCAUAACGCUCCUGUCCCACUGUAUGCCUCACCUAUGAACUCUUGACUCUCCACCUGUCACAGAAAAACCCUGCAUGAAUUGCCACAUCACACAGUGAAGUUGAUAUUCACAAUUUACAUUAUACCUGUUUCUUUAUUAUAGCAUUUUGAUUAUUUUAUCA